AUGACCACUAUCCUCUUUGUUCCUGGCGCUUGGAUUACUCCGGCCUUCUACCAGCCAUUUAUCCAUGCUCUCACGGUCGCUAGGUACGAUGUCCACUACGCUGGUUACCCCUCAUUAGACCCCAAAGACCCGCUUGUCGCCGAUUGCCAGACCGACACCGAUGCUGUUUCUGACAUCCUCCAGUCCCUCGUGGAGGAUGAGGGCAAAGAUGUUCUGGUGUUUAUGCACUCCUAUGGCGGCAUGCCCGGCUCUGCGGCAGCUAGCGGCCUAGCCAAAUCGCAGCGGGCGCAAGAAGGCAAAGCCGGUGGCGUAAUUGGACUACUGUUUCUGGGCGCCUUUGUCGUGGCGGAAGGCCUUAGUUGUGCCGGUCUUCAGGGCGGAGAUCUGCCCCCUGGAUCUUGCAGAAUCAGAAGCGCUGAAUUUGCUGACCUGCUGCAGCCUUCUGCAAAUGUCAAUAUUGUGGAUGACCCUAUUGGCAAUUUUGCUGCCGAUGUUGAUGGACACUUGGCCAACUCUUUGACCAGAUCACUCAAGCCGCAUUCGAAUUUGGCUUUCACGUCGCCCCAGCCCCAUCCGGCCUGGGCGGACCAAGCGUUCGACGGGCGCUUGGCUUUCAUCGUCACCACUGAGGAUGCUGCGGUGCCAAAGGAAGCACAAUCUGGAAUGAUGGCCGCCACGGAGAAGGCGUGGAUCGUCAAGGAAAUCGCGUCCAGUCACUGCGCACCAUUCCUUAAUCGGAUCGGCGAGACCGUGGGAUUGGUCCGUGAGAUCAUUAACCAAUUUCUAUAA
Molecule: messenger RNA, 789 nt
Organism: Penicillium concentricum
Lineage: Eukaryota; Fungi; Ascomycota; Eurotiomycetes; Eurotiales; Aspergillaceae
Product: alpha/beta hydrolase
Exons: 2
Coding region: 1-789 (262 amino acids)
Source: RefSeq, a predicted model, not a curated record